AAUGUAUAUUACGUCGUAAAAUACAUAUAAAGAAACCUCUAAAACAACAUGAGCAAAAAAAACUGAGCUGAUUGGUCCAGAGAGAAGAGGGGAGGAGUUUACAAUAUGACAUCAAACUGAGGUAGUAUAAAUAGGAUCCAGGGCCACAUUCUGCUGCGAGCAAAGGGAUGACUGAGACUACUAACGACAACUUGCUGCUCAUGGAAGUGUAGCUCCAAGUGCACAUUGAGGACAACAUUUCCAACUCUCCACACCACUUUACCAAUAUGCCAAUGACCAGUGCAACUGUCCUGCCAGUGGUUGACCUCAGGUCAGUGGCUCAGUCGGCUGGACUCGUUGAGCUUGCAGUCAGGCUGUGCUUGAACCAGCGUAAACAACUGUGUCCUCAUGUUUGGGUUCCCAUCCUGAAGCCUCAGCGCCCCUGCAUCCGUCCUCCAGUUUCAGAUCAGUUGUCCUCUGACAUUUUUAACCAGGCCUUACUGACCCACCUUCUCCCACCUUUUCUGGACGACUUGGAUGAUGAUGAUGUUUUUCUCCCAAUCAAGAACAAACGUGUGGUUUUCGCUGACUCGCAGGGAUUGUCCCUCACAGCCGUACGGGAGUUUUCUGAUGAAGAGGAGCACGCUGACCUCAACCUCCUGCCGUCGCUGCAGGAUUUGGGAAGCAUGACAGAGGAUGGCUACAGCUGCACUGUCAGCACCUGCUGCCCAGGAACACGCCUCAAGCUGGGCUUCCCGCAGCCCUCGGCAGAUUUUCAGGCCUUUCGAGCCAAGCUGGCAGAGUGCAUGAUAAUCCUGGAGAACUGCAGUGUGACUGAACAAGCCAUACAAGGAACCGUCAGAGUCAGGAACAUCAGCUUCCAGAAGGACGUUAGUGUUCGUAUCACCUUCGACUCCUGGCAGAGUUACAGAGAUGUGCCCUGCUCUUAUCUACAGAAACGCUUUGGAGGACCUCAGACAGACAUCUUUGAAUUUCAUAUUACCGUUCCUAAAGUGCUGGAUGCUAAAAGGAAGAUAGAGUUCUGCUUAAGGUAUUUUCCAGGAGGGCAGAGCGAGCCUUUCUGGGACAACAACAACGGACAGAAUUAUAGCAUUGCUGUGUGCGUGAGCUCCCAUCUCUGUCGCGGCACAAAUCUAUAUGAAAGGGCAUAACUCAGAUUGAAGUGUUUUGUCAUAAAGAACACAUCAGUCCUGGGUACAGAUAAGGUUAAAUUCGUCUAUGUAUUUUAUGUUGUUUUCACUCUGAAUUGGUACUUCCUGUUUGUAUAAAAUGUUUUUAAAACUG
Messenger RNA from Labrus mixtus (cuckoo wrasse), 1284 nucleotides. It is a transcript of the gene ppp1r3c2b, whose product is annotated as protein phosphatase 1 regulatory subunit 3C2, duplicate b. Gene Ontology annotation, biological process: regulation of glycogen biosynthetic process. The record is from RefSeq and is a predicted model, not a curated record. Gene Ontology annotation, molecular function: glycogen binding; protein phosphatase 1 binding. Lineage: Eukaryota; Metazoa; Chordata; Actinopteri; Labriformes; Labridae. The transcript is spliced from 3 exons. Gene Ontology annotation, cellular component: protein phosphatase type 1 complex. The coding region runs from base 267 to 1151 and encodes 294 amino acids.